AAGAUAACCAAAUGGCGUAUGCUUUGAUAGCCAUGCCAGUGUGAAUGCGUCUGCUGUGGCAUUGUGGUCUGACGGGAGGGUUCUAUAGUAUGUCAAGAUAAUCAGUCUGGAUACCAGCGAUCUGGAAAGCUAUUUGGCCGGAGAACGUUCGUCGCAGCGCAGAGGACACGAUUCCCAUCAAGUUCGCUCGAUUGCAAACCAUUUGCCAAACGUUCUUGCUAACUUGAGCUUGCCGAAUUUGGGUGAUCGGGUGCUCAGUGGUCACGUAAUGGCUGCCUAUCUCGGACGUUAUUGCAGCACUGCGGCUCGCUACAUGCUCUCUACAGUCACCGUGAAGGCAGCUGCAGGAUGAACCUUGCUCUACUGAUACCAUCAUCUUGAGACUUCCCUUAAUACGCUUUCUUUCUUACUUUGUUUUACGACUGAGGACCUCUGGAUACAUCAUGUCGUGGUGGCCGUCAUCCUGGUUACCGACGCUUCCUUCCAUUGACUUUACUUUACCUUCGGGUAUCCAGAAACGCUUCAUCUCGUUUGCUCUGAGGCAAACACUCGGACAUUUUCUGAAGCCUGGUCAGCUUGACAUCCAACAAGUGGAUUCUCAGAUUGGUUCUGGUUACGUGCAAGUAAGGGAUGUGGAGUUGGAUAAUAAUGCUAUCAAUGCCCUCAUUUCAGGACUGCCUCUCCAGCUGCAUGAUGGCUCUGUGGGCAAAGUGACGGCUCGCAUUCCGUUGCCAAACCCUCUAACGUCCUCUGUUGGACUGUCGCUCGAAUCGCUUCACUUGACAUUCUACAUCGUGCCUACAAUAUCGAGCCCCUCUCUCCUAAACCCCAGUUUCUUGGCAGAAUCUGUAGCGUCAGUUGCUGAUACAUUCAUUCAUGAAGAGCUGAGUGCUCCCGAGGAAGCGACCUUACGAGAAUCGUUCUACUCAGAGGUCUCUGAUUCUACGCAUACUUUUCCUGAGCACCUUCCUGGAGGCCUAGACCCAUUCUCUCCAGAGGGAGAUGACUCACAUGGUGAAGGUGAACCGCCAGGCGUCUCACUAUUUGCUACACUAGUUGAGAGACUCCUUUCCCGCUUUGAAUUUGAUGCGGUCGAUACGAAGAUCACCAUCGUUCACGCUGAACAUGCAAGCUUCACUCUUACUAUCCCUGAGAUUUGUUAUAGUACAGAAGGAGCCAGUCCAGCUGCAGAGAGUAUCAAGACACAAGCCGUCGAAGGUGUCGUACGUGCGGUAUCGAUAUCAGGUGUAUCGGUCACUACAAGAUCCCUCCUACCUCCAAGUCCACAACCUCUCUCUUCUUAUUCUUCACGCGGUGGUACAACGAUUGCACGCUCUUCCGGCAGGGCGUCCCCUGACAUGCCGCCAAUGUCCCCACGCUCUGACUCUUCUGACAUGGACGAAGAAACCCAAACGCUGAUGUCGCAAUCCAUAGUAACUCUCCCGCCUCGCCCGAUCUCUCCUACGAGUUCGGUGUCAAGUAGCAUGUAUGAAAGUGCUGUGUCUGAGGCACCGCCAUUCGAGCAGGUCGUGGAGGAGGAGAACGAAGACCCUCGUUCUUCCACUCCCUCUCCUCCGAGGCAAGUCCUUGAAGUCCCUCCUCCACAGACCUCCCCGCUUCAGAGGCCCGUAGUGAAUACUCAAAUCGAGGAGUUGGAGGAUGAUCUGAUUUUGACCUUGGGUACGGAGCCGAUUGUCAUUCGUGUCAUCACUCCAUCGCCUGUGCAGCCCAUGUCUGAUAAAGAGUCCUCUUCUGAUCCAUCUCCAUCUUCCCCUACUUCAUCAAAGGAUGAGAGUUCCAGAAGAAGAGUGGCUACAAAUAUUUCGCAGGACAACAGGUUACGCGUGACUGUACAAUUGGGAACCGCGGCUUCUGCUCUCCGCGCCCAACAUGUUCGGUCCCUUAUUGACGUCGCGGAUACCUUCGCUUCACAUUCUCCACCUCCGCCUUCUCCAGCAAAGCGGACGCUCUCUAAACCAUCUGAGCCAGGUGCUGCCUUGUUCGAGCAUAUUGAGGGAAGCGUACAAGUGCGAGGGGUGAUUAUCAUCCUUCUGCCAUCGCGACCUUCGUCCGCAUCGAAGGCUCGCGAGUUUCUAGCAAGCUUCUUUACCCAUCCGCUGGUCCCUCCAUCACUGCCACACGGGUAUGUUCGCAUCCUCUUGGAAACCGUCAGUGCCAGUUUGUCUUUGCAAACCGAAUUUGGCUCUGCAGCGAAAUCGGCGGUGCCCUCUCGGGCCUCGAUAGGUAAACGGACGUUAACCUCCUCCUUUACCCUGUCCGAACUCUCUAUUUUUGCUUUCCUUCGCGAAAAUGGGAACGCUGCAGAUUUAUACGCUUCUCCUAUACUCAUCACGGAUCCUCACCUCGCUUCUCAAUACCCUCCAUCUCAUAUUCACCCGCAUCUGGAUCAGUCGGAAUCGCAGACACGCCUGUCUUCGUUUGGUAUUGUAGAUUGGACGGAUUCUAUUCAUCGGGCAGAAUCCACCAAGCUUUCACACUGGCGCACGCGACAACAGUACAGUCGGUCAUCUUUAUCCUCUCGAAGUACGCCAGUCCAAAGAACUGAAGCACCUACUUCCUCGUCCCCGCGAUCACCUGCUGCUACGUCGCCUUCACCGCGUUCCUCAGGGUCCCCAUUCCCGUCAAGUUCGCCAGGAAGGUUUGGCGAUGCAAACUCACGGCCACGACAACCUGCUGUCAGUGCCAAACUGACCUCCGUAUCAUCCUAUGUAACUUCCUCUUCUCGCUUAAGACGACACGCUCCGGCAUCAAUUUUGCAAGUUGAAGCCAAUGUAGCUCCUUUGCAUGCCUUCGUUGACGCUGCAUUGUGCCUCGAAAGUGACACACCAAGGGGUGUCAGCGAACUUGUAGCCUUCAUGGAGGUGUUAGCGGCGCCAAAACGGGAUUCACAAGAGGUUCACACGGAUGUGGAAGAAUCGGAUACGGAUGAUGAUGUUGACUCUGGUGGAAGCACACCACCAGGGACACCGAAAGCUGAAACGCCAUUCAAAUUCCGACAGCGACAACGCGAAGACGAAAGGGAACGUCAACGGCUGGAGCGGCUGGUACUAGAUGACCUUGAUCUCGACUUCGACUAUACCGAGACGACACCCAGGAAGAAGACUCAACAUACUUCACCUCCACGCUCACGCCGAAAGGAGAGAACAUCUAAGAGUGAAAGUGUAAUUAUUAUCAAGGUCCCUAUCAUUCGGUUACAGGUGCGAGGACCAUCAAGAUUCCGACCUGCACGUUCGGGUGCCGUUGUUCUAGACAUCCAUGACCUUCUGAUCUGCCCGGGAAAUGAACCGUCGCCGGCAGAAGAUAGUGCGUCGGUGAAAUUUGCUUCUCCUGAGGCAGCAUUUCACCCAAGUCAAGACCAUGGGACUACACUGUUGUCAUGCAGUUGGCAAAGAUUUAUCGUCGCAUAUUGCCCCGUGCAUGAGAAUAAGGCUGAGAUGAUGGUCUCUGUUGGUUCGCUUUCUUCUGAGGAAGCCGCUGACGAUGUGCCAUCCGGCAUUGCCAUUGCAGGCGGUCGAGCAAGGCAACCACAUCUCCCUAAGCCUCGAGUCGUGAUUUCGCGGUCAAAUUCUGCAUCAGAAAAUAGCGAUACCAAGCCGUCGACUUUGGUAAUAGCACUGGAAAUACCCUCCAUGCACAUUGAAGCAUCGAAGCCUGUGAUUGAUGGUCUCCAGCUCUGGGCGGAUGAUCUAUCCAGACUGGUCGAGAAAGCCUUCAAUCCGGCGAAUGAAGCUGAAACUCAGAACGACAGUCGUUCCACCAGCAUCAUCGGAAGUCGUUACUUCGCCAAAACCAGGAGUCGGAGUAGUGGCCUUGACACGGCUAGUACCGUCAGCCAUGCUCAAGGUACUCCCUCAAGCGAAACAAUAGUGAAGGUCACGGUAUCUGAAGUUGCUCUACGCCUUGUUGUUCCUCGAUCGGAUGACGCGGGAUCACCUGUUCGGCCUUUCGACGUCUUAGCCUCUGAUUUGGACCUAUUGCUGGAAGUGAAGCCCGAGGGUAAGGAUGAGACCGUAAUCACAGUCGGUCUUAUGGACCUCACGAUCCUUGACCACACUGAGGAUGGAUCAACCUCAACGCUGCUGGCUCUUACGAUUCCUAGAACCAUGACAACUACCAUACGAUCAUUGUUGAAGCUUCGCUUUGCAUCUCUGGUUGUCGCGGGCACAACGGCUAAGGAAUCCCGGAUCAGAUUGACGAUUUCUGGCAUCACGUAUACUUUCCUACCGAAUCUGAAGUGGAUACAAGACCUGACUGAUUUUGCCAAGGCACCUCCUGGGGUUUUCGAGUCGGUCGUGCCGAGCGAAAGAACGCGUGUUUCACUUAAGCUUGUAGACACAUCGCUCAGGCUCCUGGCACCCUCAAAUCCUGGUUCCGUCAUCACCUAUAUAGGAGAAACAGAAUUUUCCACCGUCGUCGUAGGCAAUGCACAAGAGACAUCGUUCCAGCUCUUUGUGCAGAACCUCUCCCUUCUUUUGAUCGAUAAUGUGAGUAGUGCGCCUGUGGAUGAGGGUGACCGAGGUAUCGGAAAGUCAAGCAAUGUGUCUGGUGUGACUUUUUGGAAGAAUGAUGGCUAUGCGUUGCUCGCCGAAAUAGGGGACUUCGAUCUGAAAUUCCAACGCGACGAUCGCGUCUCUCCAUCUGACACACGAGUUUCUAUCGAUCAAGGCAACCUACGAAUACAUCUAUGUGCGGAUACUGCAACCGCGUUAGGUGCAUUCAUACCCGACUUUGCAUCUAUUUUCUCGAGUGCGACUGAGCCACCGCCAAAAGCGGAACGCAGAGAACCUACGUCACUCUCCGAACCUCACCGCUCCAGGCGAGGUAUUAUAGCUUCUCUCGACGAGCAUGCAUUCCGGCGAGCCCCUGAAGUUGGCCCCGCUCCGGACAUGAUCCAUGACGAUCUACCAACCAAUCUAGAAUACCUCGAUGAUUCCUUCAGUGCCUCCGCUGGCUUUCGUGAGUUGCCAGAUGACGAUGAUUUAGACGAUUUCGGAAAAGGAUACAACGACUCUAUGAGCGCCGACGAUGCUAACGUGAUAUCGAAACACGGGGGAGAAACGGUUCGCAUGCUGCAGCCACGCCUACAAAUCAUUGAACAUUACUUCGAUACACUUCCUGCAGAUGCAGAGGAUGAGGGUCUGCAAUACGGCAAUACCUCUUUGCGGGUACGCAUACGACGUUGCGAUGCCACUUUGUUCCUUUAUGACGGCUAUGAUUGGGCGCGGACACGUCGAAUCAUUGAGGACGAAGCCAAGAACAUGCGAAAACGUCUGGCUAAGAUCAGACAACUUGUCGCAAAUGGCCAAACGCCUGACCCAAGCGUGGAAGAGACCAACACAUUGCUCUUCAACUCAGUUUACCUUGGGUUGGAGCACAAUAUUGACGAUCUGGAACCAGGAGCUCUCAUCGCCGCGAUCGACGACGAGUUGAAUGAUUCGGAGACUGCGAGUCAAAGUUCAUGGCAGUCCUUCAAGCCUCAGUCUCCGACUCAUCAUCCCUCAGCGGCACGCCCAUCUCAUGUGCGACGCAAAGCCUUGACAAGAUCGAAGAGUCCCAGUGUCGAGUUCCGACUACUGAGACUAUCUGCUGAGAUGGAUCAGUACAUAUCAGAUCCGGAGCUGGCUUCAAGAACUCUCAUAACCGUGCGAGACGUCGAGAUAUUGGAUCACAUCAAGACGUCCAGUUGGAAAAUGUUCCUAACAGAUCUGAGGACCGAUUCCAAAGGCAAUAUACGCGAGACCGACUCUAACAUGGCUAGAAUUGAACUACGGAAAGUCUAUCCUGCCCCCGGGCAUCCAGCUGAGGAGGCCAGAUUGCGGGCCAAAAUUCUGCCAUUGCGCCUGCACGUUGAUCAAGAUGCGCUCGAUUUCUUGAAGAAAUUCUUUAGCUUCAAAGAUCCUGAAAGCGCACCGCUUACACCUGCUGACCCUGCCGAAGAGACUUUCUUCCAGCAAGCAGAAGUAUUUCCUGUCGAUCUCAAGUUGGAUUACAAGCCUCGUCGAGUUGAUUACAGGGCACUCCGAGAUGGCAAAACCAUAGAGCUCAUGAAUUUCUUCCACUUCGAUGGUGCUGAGAUGACCCUAAGACACAUCGUGCUGACAGGGAUCACGGGCUGGACACGGUUCUUCGAUCUUCUGAACGAUCUCUGGACGCCAGACGUCAAAGCUACUCAGCUGGUCGAUGUGAUAUCGGGUGUUGCGCCUAUAAGAUCAGUCGUGAAUGUUGGGUCAGGUGUCGCUGACCUAGUACUCCUGCCCAUAUCACAGUAUCGCAAAGACGGUCGAGUUGUUCGGGGACUGCAAAAGGGUACAACAGCUUUCGUGAAGUCCACAGCCACUGAAGCCAUCAAGUUGGGAGCACGGCUUGCCACUGGAACGCAGGUCAUCCUGGAACAGGCGGAGACAGUCUUGGGAGGUCAAUUCAAGAAUCCCAUUACUGCAGAAGCCAUGCAGAUUAGCCCUGCAGCUCUUGAUCUCGACGAAGGAACCGAAGAUGCGGAGCUAGAGGAGCUGAUCAGUAGAUAUGCAGACCAACCUACCAAUGUGAAGGAAGGGGUGCAAUCCGCGGUCAGAAGCCUGAGAAGAAACUUCAAUUCCGCUGCGCAGACGAUCCUCGCCGUUCCGAUGGAGGUGUAUGAGAGAUCAGGGAGUGAGGGCACCGUCCGCGCUGUUGUGCGUGCAGUACCAAUUGCGGUUUUAAAGCCUAUGAUUGGUGCCAGUGAAGCCAUCAGUAAGACACUUCUGGGUCUUCAUAAUACCUUGGACCCUGGCGUGAGGCUGGAGAAUGAAGCGAAGUACAAACAGCGAUGACCUGCCAUACCUUGAAUAUCGUUACCCAUCUGUAAUAUCAUACCAUCAUAUGUGUAUAUCUGCAGCAUGCAUGUUCACUUGUAGCAUAAUAUGACCGUUAUGGAUCCUGGAGACGAGAAAACAGAGUACAGAACGAGCGAGGAAACACCAACAUGACAAAAUUAAUCUAUAUCCAUACCCAUCGAACGGCCUUCGCCUGGUAUUAGAGCACUCCGAGACUUUGCAUGGACCUUGAUCUUUUCUCGGACUCUCUCCUCCAUCGAUUCCACAGCCAUUGGUUCUACCAACCUGACGGUAGUCUUCUCCACCGUCUUUUUGCGAUGUGCACGCAGUUUCUCUCGGCUUGCAGCCAUC
Messenger RNA from Somion occarium, 7184 nucleotides. NCBI's taxonomy places the organism in Eukaryota, Fungi, Basidiomycota, Agaricomycetes, Polyporales, Cerrenaceae. The record is from the annotation of a GenBank genome assembly.